CACGCACGCACACGCGCGCGCGCGCGCGCACGCUCUCUCUCACAUACACACACACACACACACACUCGGUACCUACCUGCUAGCUCGGCGGUUUAUAUCCCGGUGUCUGACCCCGUCUACAGGAGGGUGAAUACGGAAUAGUCCCCUGUUACAGGACACGUGGAGAAACGUCUCGGUGCUGAACGUGUCGCUGAACGUGUCGCUGAACGGUUAUGCAUGACCAGUAAGUCUAAUUCCAUCUCACUGGACUGAAUAUCUGACCUUUCAGGACGAAGGAUUUCAGAGAUAAAAAGCAGGAGUUAUCUGUGUUAUUUUGCUUAACAGGUUUCCCACUUCUGGGAUUUAUCUUCAAUGCCAUGGGUGUGAUUUUAGAUCUACUGCAUUUAUGUAGGCAUCAUUAGACAUCCUUCAGCUUCCUCUCACAGCCAGCCAUCCAUCCACAGAAAGGAAUAUGGCAAAAAAUGUGACUGAUGUCCCAAGGGAGGAUUUAAGCACGAUCUCAGACGAGGAACUCCUCCGACUCAGCAAAGAUGAGCUGGUUCGAAAGCUCCGCAAAGUGGACAGCGAAAAGAUCGGCCUAAUGGUGGAGCAUGGCAACAUGAUGCGAGACGUGAACCGGAGACUACAGGUUCACCUUCAUGAGAUCCGGAAUUUGAAGGAAGUCAACCAGAAGCUACAGGAUGACAACCAGGAGCUCAGGGAGCUGUGCUGCUUUCUGGACGACGACCGGCAAAAGGGCAAAAAACUGUCGCGGGAGUGGCAACGCUUCGGCAGGUACACGGCCGGCGUCGUCUGGAAGGAGGUCGGAUUCUAUCAGCAGAAACUGAAGGAGCUAGAGCUCAAUCAGGAGACCAUUGUGCGUGAGAACGUGGAGUUAAAGGAGAUCAUCAUCAUGCUGGAGGAAGAGAGGAACGGCGCCGGGUCGAGGAGCUCUAUAGACAGCCAAUCCAGCUUGACCAACCUGAACGGAGGAACAAAUAACGUGAGGGACGUAGGGGACGGAAGCAGUACGUCCAGUACGGGAAGCGCAGGAAGCCCGGACCACCAUCAUGGUCACGGGCACAAACCCGUCGACGGAAAGAUGGCAGCCAUAAGAAGAUCUAUGGAUGAUCUAUCAUCCAACCAUCUCCACAGGAGCAUACCCAACGGACUGAACGAGUCCUCGAAUUACGUCCGUCAGCUGGAGACCAAAGUCCGGAUAUUAGAGGACGACAACAAGCAGAUUUUUUCCCAGGGGAACGUUGGCGAUCUGAAGACGCUGAAGAAAGGCUUGUCGCUGUAUCACUCUGAGUCCCAGCUCUCUGCGCUGUCCAAGCAGCAAGACGCCUUACAGAACGUAUUAGAGGUCCACGAGAACCUGGACAGAAAGAUUCCCGAGGACUACGAGGAGGAUCUCAGCGAGAAAGAGAAAGCUAUCGUGAGAGAAAUGUGUAACGUGGUGUGGCGUAAACUCGGCGACGCGGCAGGCUCCAAGCCGUCCAUCCGGCAGCAUCUCUCCGGAAACCAGUUUAAAGCCCCCAUGUAGCCCUGACCUCGAUCAGCACACGCCGUCCACAACCGGUGCACUUCACAAAGCAAUCAGCGAACAAACCUGCGUACCUAACACCACAGCUCCAUGCCGGCAGCCAUGUUUUAGCAUAAAUUAGCAUCACGCAUUCAACACAAACUGAUUUUUCUUUUUCUACUCACCCAACGAGGAUCUACGGCAGCUAGUGGCAUACGUUCCAAUUCUUUUGAACACCGAGACUAUAAAUUUCAGUCAUUUUAUCCUGACCCAACACUCCACCGGCAACGGAGCGGCAAUCAUUAGCGUCACGAUCUACUUCAGGAGAAUAAACCGUCACCGCGGACAAAAGGAAACGAGAUGCAGCAAUCUACCUCUGUUUGUCUUUACUCUAAAGAGGGUUACACGAGCACACACCACGAUUGCUUCCCUCCUUUUCCUCUACUUCCAGUUCCCAUGAUAUAAUCUCACUGUUUUAGAAACGAACAGUUUUUCUUAGACGUCCAGCGCAUGAAAAACCUCCAGAGGAAAAACUGUUUUCUCCGAUUAGGACUUGACUCCGUCUCAGUGUAUACGGCCCCAUUUGUACUAUAUUUUAGACCAACUUGACAAUCGUUUGUAAAUGAUAAACUAUUAGAAUACCUGAAGCUAUAAGAACUUAUGCAGUUAGUCCCUUUAACACCGAGGUAGUUCCGCGGAAUUGAGUAGAAGCGCUUCUUUGCUAACGAACGCUUCAGAUCCAGCGCAGACGUCUGAUCCGGGGGUUUGUUUGUAAACAGGACGAGGUCUUAAUGUUGUCUGAAAGCACGUAGCCGAGCCGUUUAAGCUAUGACUCCAGCCGUACGUUCUCACUAGCAAACGACAAAGAACCUGCUUUCUAUCAAGCGACACUUGAAUCGGGAUUUUUUUUUUUAAAUACUAUGCAAAUCAGACGCGACACGAUACGAUCGGCUCGAAGGAUUCCUCAUGCCGAGAGACAUUACGGAGAAAAGUAAAGCUGGGAAGGAAGCUAGCUUUAGAAGCUAAAUAUAGCGCGUAUUGUUUCUCAUCGGAAAUAAAGCAAACAGACAAAAAAAAAAAAAAAAAAAUGAAAAAAUGAGCCGAAGAACAUAAAAGCAGUACAUUUUGCUCGUGUGAACGUAAGGUUAGCGCCGGUCCUUCAGACCUCUAGGCAAACGUUCCGUCAUUCACGUACAUGAGAUACAGCAGUCACGUAUGAACAACUGCGUAGACGAAGAAAUGUCAGCCGUUUAAAGGUGCCGUCUGUAACUUUUAUGAUUAGUCUGUUAUAUUUCAGAGAUUGCUUUGUUUAGGUUUCAUUGUACACUUUUCUGACCCUGGAAUAGGCUCCGCCCCCAAGCCGAAAGGAGCCACUCGGGCCAGAUUAUAAAGGCGUUCUGUAGAAAGCAAGCUAUCGAGGUAAUGUAUGUAAUGUAACUGCACCUCUAAAGUCUUUCUGCCGCGUACGAAAGACUCUUUACUGCCACAAAAGGUAUUUGCUGCAUUCGUGUAUCACGGCGUUUAAAAGUGUAAAGUCUCAGCGGUGUUUAUCCGUGUUCCGAUAUUUUUAUUUUUCUUCUAGAUCUUUCUCGCGCGAAUGAUAACGAUCGUCCUGUGAGGAUUUUAUUUCCGGGCAGCUCGGGAAGUUCCUCGUCUCGUAGUCACGUGGCGAACGUUACUGAGGGCAGAACGUCAGAGCUUCCUGAAGAUUCGUGUCUUUCUUUACACACUGAUACACAUGAUUUUAUCCACGUUGGAUAAAAUUAAACCUAAAGAUAGAGACACAGAGUCAGGAAUGUCAGGAAUAUAUUAAAGUGAGCAACUUCCGGGUGACGCGGCGUGACGCGACGCGACGUGACGAACCGAAGUUGAUUCUUUUCCUCGAACAGCACAUCAUGAAGUUUUUUAUUCUUCUUAUACUGCAGAAAUGACCACAUUUUAUUUAUUAAAGAAUGACAAGUUGUACGUUUUAUCUGUUUAUUAGUACCUUUUAUGGUUUGGUUACAGUUCUCGUUUAUGUCAAAGCAGUCUUCCCUUCAGCGGCCUUUCUUACCGACGCUAGAGACUCCUUCCUUCUUUCUUCUCUUCGUCUCCUUCCGAAAAAACAUACAGUAUAACACUUUUUCUGCCUUUUAUUUUUGGCUUAGUUGAUGCACAGCGACCAUGAUAUAGGUCUCUUUGUAAGCUGUUACUAUAGCAACCGAUCGAUAACGCAUCGAUACCUUCAAACCAAUCAGAAUCCAGGAUUUAUCAGCACCGCAGGCGUAGACCCCGACAAUGAAUUAACACAACUUUUGGUUGGCAGCGUGGAGUCCAAAAUAUCCCAGAAUUCUGUGUUUGCAUCCUGGAGGAAAGAGUUUGAUGUGAACGAGUCGGACAUUUCUGGAACAUCUGCAGCUUUCUGGUUCUCUCUCUCUCUCACACACACACACACACACACACACACACACACACACACACACACACACACACACACACACACACACA
This is a messenger RNA of Tachysurus fulvidraco (yellow catfish), 3991 nucleotides long. RefSeq names its product coiled-coil domain containing 85C, a (gene ccdc85ca). The coding region runs from base 452 to 1525 and encodes 357 amino acids. The transcript has 6 exons. Gene Ontology annotation, cellular component: apical junction complex. Lineage: Eukaryota; Metazoa; Chordata; Actinopteri; Siluriformes; Bagridae. The record is from RefSeq and is a predicted model, not a curated record.